This is a messenger RNA of Cylas formicarius (sweet potato weevil), 1536 nucleotides long. RefSeq lists its product as uncharacterized. Lineage: Eukaryota; Metazoa; Arthropoda; Insecta; Coleoptera; Brentidae. The coding region runs from base 84 to 1454 and encodes 456 amino acids. Gene Ontology annotation, biological process: FAD biosynthetic process. The transcript has 3 exons. Gene Ontology annotation, molecular function: FMN adenylyltransferase activity. The record is from RefSeq and is a predicted model, not a curated record.
AUUAAGUGGAUUUUGAAAUACGUGAUGAAAUAAUGACGACAAAACUGUGAUACCACAACGUUGAAGUGCGUAAAUUUGAGGACAUGGAGUUUAAUACAGCAGGAGUUAUUUUCGUUAAUAACCAUUUUCUAAAAGGUGAUUUGGACGUGGAUCGAGUGUUGACGGUAGUCGCUGGCGAGUUAAAUACUUUAGGUAUAAGUGUAAAAAAAGUGUCCAUUGUGGAAGAAGAGGAUAGCUCAGUGUCACGCGAAUUACAUUCUUUUUCAAACUUAUUCGAUGUUGUUGUUGCUGUUGUUAACUCCAAGAUAAGCACUGUUAGUAAAUCCCUGGCCAAUCUCGUUUCAGAACCCCUUGUGUUUAAUAACGAACUAGCCGAAAUUACGGCUCUAGAUGAGUUUUCUUCACUGGGUACGUCCGAGAUUUGCUGGUGGCCGAAAUCAAUAAAACUACUUAAAUGUGGAAAUUUGCUGCCGGUGUUACAUUUUCAUAGGAUAUUUAUAGUUUAUUUGGAAUUGGCGCACAAGCAAAUUCAGCUGAUGUUACGGGAACAUUUGUUGCGUUAUAGACAAGAGUAUUGUUUUGUAAAACUGUUUAAAGUGCCCUUAAAUGGGUUCAAGUAUUUGGAGAGCAUAGAAAAUUUAGACAUAGGUACGGAAAAACAUGAGGAUAUAGAAAUGUUGAGGCUCUCGUCUAAAUCAUUCGAUAAUAUUGUUAGAGCUGAAGUGGAGUUAAGAAAUAACUUUUCUAACGAACCUGUAACGUCUGUCACCUUAAUUGGUGCACAAGAUCUUGUCUGGAAUAGUUCCGAAGCACAUAUAAAAUCGGCUCUCCAAGCCAUAGAAAAAUGUUUCGAAAUGUAUCAGCCGCAACACGUUUUCCUCAGUUUCAACGGCGGCAAAGACUGCACCGUUCUGCAUCAUUUGGUGCAGGUAGUGCUAAAGAAAAAGUACUCAAAUUUAAACGCGAAAUUAUUGUGUUUGUACGUCAGAAGCAAUUGCGCUUUCAAAGAGCAAGACGACUUUAUUGGGCAAUACAGUAUCCACUAUAAUCUGGAAGUGGUGACCAUCAUGUCGGACAUAAGGCAGGCCCUCGCCGACAUUUUGGCUGCGCGCCCCCAACUGAAGGCUUGCUUCAUGGGCACCAGAAGGACGGACCCGUUUUCAGAUAACUUACACACAUUCGAGAUGACCGAUCAUGACUGGCCGCAAGUUAUGAGGUGCAAUCCCUUGUUGAAUUGGCACUAUUCGGACAUUUGGGAUUACCUUUUAUAUUACAAAGUUCCGUAUUGUAAAUUGUACGACCAUGGUUACACCUCGUUGGGCAACGCUACUAAUACCAUACCAAAUCCGUACUUGUCUGUGUUCGAGGGAGAUACCAAGUCAUACCUGCCGGCCUAUAAGAUGCUUAACGAGAGGCACGAAAGGGACGGACGAAACAAGAAAAGCAAAAUUUAGGCAAACCCGAAAAAGCAAUUAAAUUAUUCUAAAUUAUUUUUAGUUUUCAUGUUGGCGGCACCUACUUUGUUAUCAGAUAAGC